Limulus polyphemus (Atlantic horseshoe crab) is the source of this 2003-nucleotide messenger RNA. RefSeq lists its product as uncharacterized. The record is from RefSeq and is a predicted model, not a curated record. NCBI's taxonomy places the organism in Eukaryota, Metazoa, Arthropoda, Merostomata, Xiphosura, Limulidae. The transcript is spliced from 6 exons. Bases 12 to 1193 code for a protein of 393 amino acids.
GUCUAACACAAAUGACUUUAUUGAGACUUUCAGAGCCAGAAAGGAGAGCUAUCCAUCCUGUACUAUCAGGUGAAUUAUGCCAACAGUGUGGAUACUGUAUUUCGGACAAGGCCACUUCCCACGAGCCCAUCGAGAAGAUCUGUGAUAUAAUUUGUCAAGCAGAACACUUGGAAAGAUGUUACAUUUUGGUAAAGAGCAUUCACCAUCAGAGGGCAGGAUCUGCAACUCGAAGAAAGCCUAUUAAUUUUUUUUCGAGCAUAUUUCGGAAAAAAACGAAAGAGCCGGAAAUAGGGAUAACCGAUGCCAGUGACGAAACUGUGGAAUUAAGUGAUAGUGACAUGAUUUUUGAAAAACGUGCUUCAUUGCCGGAAAACUUAACAGAGGAGGAAAGUCGAAACUCUCGCCCUUUAACACCACCAAUACUUGUCAUCCCACAACCAAGUACGACCUCUGAUCAAGAGAAAACUCUAGCAGAGGAUAUGGUGGCACUUCAGUUGUCCCAUCAAGAUAAUCCAAUUAUCCAGAAACAUCCGGAUCAUCUCUUAACACGGAGCGAUGAAAACAAAGUUUCCAAUAUUUCUCCCACCCUUUCUCAGCCUGACCAGGAAAUAUUGAUUAACGGCGAAAAUGCUAAUCCAAGCUCAGAUAAUUUGGAUUCCCAUUCAUUUCGUAGUCCUGCCUCUUACUUUGAUUGUUCUUCGGCUCAUUUAACGUAUCCUGAACCAAAUAAAUCCGUUCUGAAUAUGUACGACCAAAGUGUAACAUUUCACAAGCGAUCGAGAAGAGAACUGGUUCCUUUGACUAAACCAGAAAAGUCACUAUCUUAUAGCCCACCGUUAGAAUCAUUGAAGAAGAAGGGAAAUACAAUCUCUGGAGCUCUGAAGCCCCUGAUGUCAAAAUCCGGGAUAGGAGUCCUGGACACGAGAAUGAAGGAAAUUCUGGAAUCUCAAAAACAGAAAUUGUGUCUUACUGGUCAUGUGGCUACAACGAACAAGGACCACAAUCGGAAGACUCCUCUUAUCUCGCAACGGAACCUUCCUCAAACCUCUCAACAAGCCAAAUGGACUUCAAUCAGAGGAACACGUCCUAUGUCUGAUUAUUCUAAUUCAAGCUCAUUGUAUACGUUAAAGUCUUUUACAAGCCUGAAUCGGCUAACAGUUGCCCAAGGAGAAACUCUGAGACCCUUAAAGUGAUUUAGGUUUAAAACAGAGGACAUUAUUUCUCCAACAUAUGUGCAAGACUAAUUCUUAAUGCCGUCUACAGACGUCAGUAUGAAUGAUCGGAUAGAUUGUAUCACUAUUUCUGCAGAUAUCACACGAAGCCAAUGAAGAAGACAAGAAAUGGUCGAAUAGCUUUCUUAGUAAUCUCGAUCCAAGGUGACGAUAUUUGUGUACUGUUUGCGUGUUGUGGUAUUGCGUAGCGAUGUUGGUUUUUAUUCAGCUCUUAUAAAAUGUAACAUAUAAUAACUUAGUGUGUUUAACUCAAAUUGCAGGUUUUAGAUUUGAAACAUUUGCACAUAACAGUGUGUUCAUGGCAUCGUAAGUUGCAGGUUUGAAAUUUGGAACACGUGUAGUGGAGCACAUAACAACAACAAAAAAGCGAAAUAUUUAACAUAAAUUAAGAAAAUUUUACAUUGUACCUUCACGGACAUGGCAUGAAAAUGUCCACUCGCGUGUGUGAAUGAACAAGUGCAACGGCUACCGGACCGAAUUAUACCGCGGAACUAAUGUGGACUUCAUCCACGACUCUCAAGAAGUAAACCAACAGUCAAAGAGGGAGGUAGAGGUCAAGGGUGUACCUGAUCCUCUCAGGUCACUUGAUCAAAAGAAUGACCAGAGAGAUCAGCACAUAACUGUGUAUUCGUGGUAUCGUAAAUCGCAUGUUUUAGAUUUGUAUCUUGUACAAUGAGAAAUAAUAACAUUAUGUGCUUCCAUUACAGACAGUUACAUUUAAAUCACUAGUCACUUUUCAUUGUUUGUUCACUAACUCAAACAUGUAUUUAA